CUUGAGUUGAUGAACCUUUGCAAUGAGGCAGAAGCGUUCUCUGGUCUGCUGGUCACUCCUCUCUUCCAACUCCGCUAACUGCUUCAGAUCAGAAAAAAAAAACACAAUAGAAUGCCUCUGCAUCUUUGUCAACAAGCCAUGCUUUCACCAGUUUCUGCUAAGAAGGAAGCAAGUCUUCAGAUCAAGGCCAACUUUUGCAAUUAAAUUCUUCAGAUCAAGGCCAACGUUUGCAACUUGAAAAUACUACGGAGUACAACAUUUUAUUGCACCAGAGUAAACUGGUAAACGAAUUCUUCAUCUAGUUUCAUCUAUUAUUCCACAAGCAACCUGUUGGAUUGUACACAGCAGUGGUAACAAGAAGAGAACAAAAUGAAGUACAGAACGAAUGAAUGAGAAGCUAUCCCAGCAUGAACAGAAAAUGAUUGUUCCAAAUUUACAUCUGUAGAGAAUGAAUGCAUAACGAAUACUAUCUGAACCAUUAACUCCAAGGACAGGAAGCAAAGCAAAUAGUACAACAGCAUGUCAAUAAUUUCUUGAACCUCAUCUGCAGGUGAAUUCUUUCCACACUGAUGAAAGUGGACCAGUUAUAUAACCAGGAUCAAGCUUGGCUAUAGCAGAAAGGCCAGUGUCAGGACGAGACUUGCACUCUGGAUGAUCUGUUUGGUUAUAAGGAUUUAACAACCUGCACUUAGGCCAACAAUUCACAGAAGGAAGUUUGGUGGUGUCGAGCCAAACCAAAUCGGCAAGAUUGAAAUCGAGAGGCGAAUACAGACAGUCCAGUAUUGACCAAGCUCUGAGUUGAAUUGGGAUGAUGAUUCUGAACAACUUCGAGCCUCCGAUCUUUUCUCCUCCGAUCUCCAGUACAGAUUUCUGAUCAGCUACAAUUCCUCCCUCCUUAUAAGCAGAGGCGCAACGAUAUCACAGAGGUUAGCAAACUCGCCUGUCAAGUGACGCCAACCUUUCUUCGGCCAAUCCGAGGCCUCUUUGCAGUUGAAAUUAAGGCAAACGUUCUACAGCUGCGUCAAGAUGAUGACAUCAAAAUUCUGCAGGCAGCUAACCAUGGUCGAUACAGCUAAGGCGAGCUCUUUUCGCUCGAGUUUUUAGCGGAUCUGCUCCGGGUGAAAAUUGUAAACAGAGAACUGAUGAGCACUUUGCUCAAACUCUGAAUAGGAAUAGCUGGCGAUCUCCCAACGCAAACUGAAUCAAACAGGGAAUUGACGAGCACUGCGCUCGAUCUCUUCACGGACAUGCUCCAUGAUGUACGAUUAACAAGCACUUUGUUGAACACUUCGCGGAUUUGCUCCACGAGCUUCUACUCGCGGGGGAGGGGAAGAAUCUGAGCCAUCGCUGAUGAUUGACUGAUUGAACCGCUCCAACCGAUGGAUUGAAGUAGCGGAAUACCUUUAGCUUUGUUACUCCUCUGGGGAGUAAGGAUCCUCUAGGGAUUCGGGAUGUACAGGAGAAAAUGCAGUUACAAUAAACUAAAGGGAGAAAAGACACUAAUACCCUUCUCACUUGUCAGCUUCGUUCUGCUAGCAUGUUCAUAUCUUCCUCCAACACAGCCUAUGAAUUCAAAAAUCAACUAUGCCAGGAGGGUCUGAUUCUUUCUUGAUCUCUAGUGAUGCUUUUUUAGUGUGGUAAAAUUGAAGGUAGAAAAUUAGUAUUCUUUCAAUAAUAGAAACAGAGAAUUAUUGGAAAUACAUCAGUAAAAAUGGGAACAGAAAACAUUUGUAACUUUGCUUUAUUCUUUUGUGUUUUUUUUUUUUUUAAUGUCACAGCAUGCUAUCAGCUCAGGUGUGGUAGAUUUUUAUGUUUGUGUACUUGUGUAGCUAGGUAAUUGUAUAAUGCUAGUUAAUUCUUAUUACUGCUUUAUAAUUCUGUUUCUAUAUAUAAAUAUGUAAAUAUUGGUAUGAUUUGAGUUAAAAUUGGCGUGAUUUUGAUUGUUCCCAAUCAAUAAAGAUAAAAAAAGAAAUAUUCUUAAUAAUUAGUCCACAAAUAGUCUUUUACCAAAUAUAUUAAAUGAAUAUAAUUUUGAUUGUACUCCAGACAACUAUAUAUAAGUAACAUUCAAGAAGAAUAUGAUCACACCACCAAAAAAAAACAAAACAAUGGCUUUCCUCUUGCCAACAACCUUAGCCAUUACUGGUCUUGUUUUUUCAUUUGCUCAUGCUUUUGAUCCAAGCCCUCUUCAAGACUUCUGUGUUGCGGCAAAUGAUCCCAAAUCUACUGUUUUUGUGAAUGGAAGGGUUUGCAAAGACCCAAAAUUGGUGACACCAGAUGACUUCUCCACAUCCGGUUUAAAUGUCAGCGGAGAUCCGGCAGGUGUCGGCGUAACCCUAAAAUCCGUCGGCGUUGACAGAAUCGCCGGACUAAACACACUCGGCAUAGUGAUGGCGCGUGUGGAUUACGAAUCCGGGUCACCGGCCACGCCCCAUUCACACCCUCGAUCAUCUGAGCUCAUCUUGGUUUUGGAGGGCACGCUUGAAACGGGCUUCAUCACGGCAGAUCCGAGCAACCCAACCAAGAAUCGUCUCUACGCCAAAACAUUGAACGCCGGAGAUGUUUUCGUGAUUCCCCCAGGUUUACUUCACUACCAGGCAAAUGUCGGGAAAGUUAAGGCAGUUAGUUUUAACAGUUUAAACAGCCAAAAUCCUGGCCUCGUUACCGCUACGUCUCAACUUUUUGGAUCAGCUCCGGCCAUUUCCGACGAUAUCCUUUCCAAAGCUUUUAGAGUGGAUAAGGAAACCAUUGAACUUAUAAGGUCAAAGUUUGCUUAGUUGUGAACUAAUUUGUAGCACCCCAUGAUGUCAAUAACAUGAGUUUCCGUUUGUACUUUUACAUUUAAUAAAACAAAAUAAGUAUUUAUUAUUGUGCUA
This is a messenger RNA of Ipomoea triloba (trilobed morning glory), 2876 nucleotides long. RefSeq names its product germin-like protein subfamily 1 member 11. The transcript has 5 exons. Lineage: Eukaryota; Viridiplantae; Streptophyta; Magnoliopsida; Solanales; Convolvulaceae. The record is from RefSeq and is a predicted model, not a curated record. Gene Ontology annotation, cellular component: cell wall. Gene Ontology annotation, molecular function: manganese ion binding. The coding region runs from base 2079 to 2777 and encodes 232 amino acids.